AAGUGCUCUGCCACGUGUGUGGAAGAGAAACCUAUACCAAAGAAGUAUGUCCGGCAUCCUUUUAUUAGAGAUGUUUGUUUAACUGAAGUGAAUGAGGAUAACAUUGCGUCAUUCCGAGCUUUCUCUGGCCGAAUUCUACGCCGUAAUGUUCACGAGCAUCACGCGAAGCUGCCGAGGGAGAAAGAGAAUGGCACUGAAAAAAGUGAAGAUGUCUUUGACCCGUUUGCGCAUCAGCAGAUAUCCGUUUUGUUUGGAUCGUACUGUCCGAAAUCACCAAAUGCGCCGUUAUUCUGUGUUCGGCCAUGGGUUGUGAAUAUGGAAUAUUAUGGAGUGAAUGAUAUGUCACUGGGCGAUUUCUUGAAAAAAUAUUGUUUCAACAGGGCUUAUCAGUGUCCAUCAACAAAUUGUGAGUUGCCAAUGAUGGAUCAUUUGCGAAAAAUUGUCCACAGAAAUGCCUGUGUUGAGAUAACAACGCAAAACUAUGUGCAUAUUGGUGACGAGUGCAGUGCUGCUACUGUGAACCAACAGAACGAUUCGCUGCUUGCGUGGCAGUACUGCAUAAAGUGUGUCGAUAUUUUACAUAUUUUUAUCCGUAGUAGCUCUGAGCAGCUCAUCUCCUUAAGUGAGAUUCGGAAUCGAACGGUCUGA
Messenger RNA from Gongylonema pulchrum, 648 nucleotides. Lineage: Eukaryota; Metazoa; Nematoda; Chromadorea; Rhabditida; Gongylonematidae. The record is from the annotation of a GenBank genome assembly.